Colletotrichum navitas is the source of this 396-nucleotide messenger RNA. RefSeq lists its product as uncharacterized. NCBI's taxonomy places the organism in Eukaryota, Fungi, Ascomycota, Sordariomycetes, Glomerellales, Glomerellaceae. The record is from RefSeq and is a predicted model, not a curated record. The transcript has a single exon. Bases 104 to 325 code for a protein of 73 amino acids.
UGGGAAUUUAUCUACACCCCUCGAUGGACUGUGGACUGGAUGAAGUAGAUCUGCGGAGCGGGGGGGUCUACCGGGAGACCAGUCUCUGGGGAAUAGGGGUGCAAUGAUGUUUCUUUUUUUGUUUGUUUGGCUUAAUCAAUCCCUAGUAUUCGUAUGUCGUAGGGAUAUGCGACAGCAAUUGCAUUGGAUCUCUGGCGCUGGGGCAGCUUGGCAGGGUGACGAACCGUUUGAAAUGGGAUUCCCUCGAUGUAACAACUUUUUAAGUGGAGACGCGGCCGUUGCUCAGGGAGUUUUAUUUUUGAAUGAUGUGAUUGAAGCUGUUUGAUUGGGUGGCGCUUUUUUGAGGUCGACGUCGGAUGGUUCCGAUGACGGCGGGACAAUUGUGUAGGAUGAAGG